Messenger RNA from Onychostoma macrolepis, 2662 nucleotides. RefSeq names its product zinc finger protein 239-like. The transcript has a single exon. The record is from RefSeq and is a predicted model, not a curated record. The coding region runs from base 1 to 1137 and encodes 378 amino acids. Lineage: Eukaryota; Metazoa; Chordata; Actinopteri; Cypriniformes; Cyprinidae.
AUGGAAGUGAUGGUGCAAACACAAGAGGAAGUGAAACGUAAGUUCAGAAUUAAAAGAGCAAAAGUUAAAAAGCGGCUCACCUGCUCACAGUGUGGAAAGAGUUUUGGACACAAAAAAUACCUUGAAAUUCACAUGAGAAUCCACACUGGAGAGAAACUGUACUCAUGCACUCAGUGUGGAAAGAGUUUUACUGGUCCAUCAGGUCUCAGUUAUCAUCUGCGUGUUCAUUCUGGAGAAAAGCCAUUUAACUGUGAUCAGUGUGGUAAAACGUUUAUUUCAUCAUCAAAUCUAAAAACACACCUGAAAGUUCAUUCGGAUGAGAAGCCUCACUUGUGUACUCUCUGUGGAAGGAGUUUUUCACGAUUGGACAGUUAUAAACAGCACCGGAAAAUGCAUAAUGAUGUGAGAGAUCACUUGUGUUUUGAGUGUGGGAUGAGCUUUACUACAGCUAGUCAACUAAAACAGCACCAAAGAAUUCAUACUGGAGAAAAACCUUACAAGUGCUCGUAUUGUAACAAGAGUUUUAGUCACUCUGGAAACCUGAAAACACAUGAGCGAGUUCAUACUGGAGAAAGACCGUUUCACUGUACUCAGUGUGGGGAGAGUUUCAAAGAUGCCAGAGUUCUGAAAAAUCAUCUGCGGAUUCAUUCUGAAAAAAAGGAGUUUAACUGGGAUCAGUCUGAUCUGGAAAACAAUAAUUCAGAUGAGAGGCCUCGCUUGUGUUCUUUGUCUGGAAAGAGUAUUUCACGAUGUAACAGUUGCAAACUACACCAGAAAGUUAAAACUGGUGAAGGAGGUUGCGCGUGUUGUGAGUGUGGGAAGAUCUUUACUGAUGUUAGCCAAUUGGAAAGGCACAAAAGAAUUCAUACUGGAGAAAAACCUUACAAGUGCUUGUAUUGUAACAAGUGUUUCAUUCAGUCUGAUCACCUGAAAACACAUGAGCGAGUUCAUACUGGAGAAAAACCUUACAAGUGCUCAUAUUGUAACAAGAGUUUCACUGAGUCUGGAAACCUGAAAAGGCAUGAGCGAGUUCAUACUGGAGAGAAGCCGUAUCACUGUACUCAGUGUGGAAAGAGUUUCACUCAGUCAACAACUCUAGUGACUCAUAUUAAAAUGCAUUGUUCUGUGAAGAAAUGAUAUCCUCAAAUAUAGGUGCUUUUUGGUAAAUGAUUUGGUGAAUUAGGUUAUUGAGUUCUUUUAAAUGUGUAGGUGGUUGAAAUAAAGUAGCAGUGCAGUUAUGUUGGGAUGCAGCAAAUUAGAGAUGCACCGAUUGACCGGCCAGUGAUCGGAAUCGGACGAUUUUUCGCAUGAUAAUGCAUAAUAUUUUGCUGAUAAUGCAUUUAUGUCGUGGCAGAUGAGGCUUGCACAGCCUGGUUAGUGUUUGAGAGAGACAGCACACACAAAGUAACUCACAGAAAUGUAUCGAUGCAUACUGUGGUAGAAAAAAAAAAAAGAUAUUUACAAAAUAUGAUUUAGAUAAGAAACAUUAUAUGGCUGUGAUGUAUUCCCGCAUAUCAAUAUCAACACGAUUGCAAUGCGACACUGAUUUUAUACAAUAGUAUUUCAAUAAACAAGAAGUUAAAAUUAAGUGACUUAGAUUUUAGACAAAAUAUUGACUGUUUUUACUCAAUUUCGCUGACGGAAAUAGUUAUGAUCAAAGCCACAGUAGAACUGUUGGGUGUCUCCGAGUAACACACAGCGGCGGUGUUUUGUUACUGAAUGAAUCCACGUUUUUGAACGAAAAGCCGUUUGAAUGAAUCGGUUGAAUGAAUGAAUAAAUGACUCGCUCAUUAAAACAGACACUUGCCGCCACCUACUGGUGGUUUAGUCAUAUUUAAAAGUAUCAUUGCAUUUUUUUCAACAUUUAUUUGUAUGUUUUUAAAAAAUAUGUAAAACAUUAAUCUUAUAAAAUUAUUUAUGCAUUUGAAAUUUUGCAGUGUAAAUGCAUUUAUGGCACCUCAGCAGUGGAAAGAUGGAGUUUGUUAAUACUAAAUUCAUUUGAAUGGUAACAACUCAGUUUCUUAUUAUGCUAACUGAAUUAAUUCAAACAAAGUAAGAAUUUGAUGUGAAAGAUGACACAUUUAAUAAGAUUAGGGGGAAAAAAUGACCAUUUAUGAACAUAGUGGGAAAUGACAUCUGUUUUGUUACAUACUGCAACUCAUUUUAAGUUAACUAUUUCUUCCUCUUUCCAGUCACAGAGCACUUUAUUUUGAGAGUUGUUUAAGUGAGAGAAAAUCUGUAACUUAGUCCAGAUUGGGGGAAUUGUAAUGUUUAAUCAUUUAUAUUAUUAUGUAAAUAAUAAAAAUUUAAAUUUUGCAUUGAAAUUUGCAUAGACUUUUGUUUGUAUAUGCUGUCAAUUAUAGUUCUUAGAAAGAAAAUCGGAAUCGGCAAAAAUCGGUAUCGGCAGGUCACACUUCCAAAAAAUCGGAAAUCGGAAUCGGCCAAGAAAAUUGCAAUCAGUGCAUCUCUACAGAAUAUCAUCACUUUUUUUUUUUUUUUUUGAUUGUCUCCUCAUGAAGACAUGCACAAAGAAAUACCAAUAUUAAAAGAGACCAGAAAUAAAUGCAUUACAAACCAACAAUCGGCCAAAUCCCAAUAUGAAAUGCUUCAAUUUUAAUUUUAAAUAGUGCUGUCAAACGAUUAAUCGCAUCCAAAAUAAAAG